This is a messenger RNA of Symbiodinium necroappetens, 339 nucleotides long. The record is from the annotation of a GenBank genome assembly. Lineage: Eukaryota; Dinophyceae; Suessiales; Symbiodiniaceae.
GCGAAGCCUGUUACGUAUGUGGUGACAUGGGCCCACAUGAAGUCUCAGCCCCAGCGUCUCGACGGUGAGUACGUUGAAGGUGGAACUUGGAAUGGCAAGCCCAAGUAUAAGCAGCGAGAUGGUCCCGGCGUCAUCUUCUACGAAGGUUUUACGCGCAAACUACCAGACGGCCAUGAAUGGCCAACAGGCUGGAAGCUUGGUGUUAAGGACCACGAAUCCAAGCAUCUUGUGCAAGCUGUCAAGCCGGGCUCAGAGAAGGAUGAUGUUCCUCCUGACGGGAAGUAUUGGAUGUAUGGAAGACAAUACCCCUGGAUCCUCAAGCGAAAGGUUCCGGCGUGA